GCAGGACCGGGCGAAGCCGGAGGUGAGCGGGGGGGUGUGCCGUGAACGCUGUCAGGGAGCUCGGCCGCCUCCGCCUCCUUCUCCGGUGAUCCCCGCGCCGCCGCGGCGGGCUCGCCCGGCCGGCUGAGAGCAUGUCAUUCCCUGUGGAUAUAUUGAACAAUUACAGUCAUGAGGACUUGGAGAACUCAGCAGAGGUCUACCUCUUUGACCUUCGGUGGGGGAAGCCAAACUGUCCUGAAAUCUUUUCUCUACCGGACCGCCGCAAGGUUCCUAUUAGCUUGACAUCUGUGGGCUUUGUUCCUCUCUAUGGUGAAGAGCAGACACACAAAGUCCUUGCCCUGUUUGCACCAUGGGACUCACUCACAGCUGUAGCCCUGUAUCUUGCUGACCAGUGGUGGUCAAUUGAUGACAUUGUGAAAACAUCUGUCCCUGCUAGACAGGGACUUCAUCAGGUGAAGUCUGUUGGAGAGAGAGUUGUUCUCUACGUUCUGAAUCGAAUUAUCUAUCGAACGCAGGAGAUGGAAAAGAAUGAGACCCCAUUCCUCUGCCAUGGUAGCAGCCAAUAUGCCAAGAUCAUGUGGAAAAAAGGAGAGGCUGUUGGGUUCUAUUCUGUUAAGCCUACAGGAAGUGUUUGUAGAUCUCUUCUUAGUCAGAAGUAUAAGUUGCCAGUGCUAGACACAAUGUUUGUCAGAAAGAAGCACCGUGGGAAGGACUCUGGGCUGAUCAUGUUGGAAGACUUUGUGGAUUCCUUUACUGAGGAGCCUCUUGGCCUGCGAUAUCCACUCUCAUCCUUCAUGUACACAGCUUGUAAGCAGUACCUUGAGAAGUAUCCUGGGCAUAAAAACCUUUUGUGGCAAGUGGAGGGAGGAGGAGAUUGGUUCCAGAGAAAGUCUAUUAUGUCUAUAGUGCAAAAGGAAAAUCUCAGAAUUGCAGCAGAGGCCUCAAGGAAGGAAAAUAAGAGUUUGCAAGCAGAGGACAAUUUUUGUCAAACUGACAUAUCUGAAGCAAGUGGACCAAGGACUGAGGAAGAAACACAGCUAAGUGCUGACUCUCAAAAAGGCAAAGAAUCAACAGAUGUCCACGCAAGCACAUCUGAAGACCCUAACGUCACUCAUGUUUCCAUCUGGACACGAAGCAGUCAUUUAAAACGUCAGAAGCUAAGCAAAUACAGACAGGAACCUGGCCUUGAAGCUUCCCAACGAGAUGAGGAAAAUGCUCUUCAAGUGUCCAAAAGCAGGCCAGAACUUCUUGCCCACACGUCUGAAAGCUCUGAAGACGUAGCAGAAGUGCCUAAGGUGGAUACUGUUGAGAAGGAUGAGGAAAUAAUUGUUGAAAAUGAUGGCCAGUCUGUGUCAGAAGGGGAAAUGCACGCAUCAUCCUCUGAGAAACAAAGCGAGACGGAGGAAAUGCCAUCAGAACCUCUUAAUGGUGAGGUAGCAGAAGAAACUGGCAAGGCCUCACUCAUGGCUGAAGGGGAGACAGUAAAUGAGGUUCCAGGUGGUGAAUCAAGAUUGCUGUCUGAGAAUCAAGGAAAAGAACCUGUAGCACUGUCUGUUCCAUUAACCCCUGACACUCCAGCAAAACCUCCAGAAGACACCGAAUCAGAAAAGGCUUUGAAUGAAAAUGAUUCAGAAAUGCUGACUGAAGAAGUCACCUCGGUGGAGAAGGAGGGCACCGAAGAACAGCAAGAACCUGAAAAGGCCAGCUCUGAAAAUGCACCUGCUUCAGCAUCAAAGGAAGAGCCUUCUGACAAUGGCCUGCCCAACUCUGUGGUAACUGAGGCAGCAGAGGAGCCUGUUUCUGAAAACUUACCUUCCUCAUUAGAAGAUCAAAAUGAGGAGGCAGGGCACAACUCGCAGGAGGCCCCCGCUGCCUUGAGUCAGAGCUCCUUGGCAAUGGUUGAACUUGAGGGUGUUCCUUUCCAGCAGCCCUCUGGGCAGGAGGCACAGAAGAACCAGCUGGAAGAGCCCCCCGAGGAGUCUGCAGAGCAGGCAGAUCACUACACGCAGGCAGUGGCAGAGAGGGCUGCUGACAGCAGCUCUGAGGAAGCAGAAAUUGAGGUGCCCAUUGUAGAUCGGAGAAACCUGCGGAGGAAGGCUAAAGGCUACAAAGGUCCGCCCAAGAAGAAAGGAAAGCCAGCUUAAAAAUCCAACAGUGAUAAUUUAUCUAUUUAUAACAAGGCUAUUUUGUGUAAAACAUUAGGUGUAACUGCACCAUAUGUGGCACAGGACACAAGUAUUUAAAAUUCUGGGUUGGAUUUCCUCUUGGGUUCAUCACCUUUCCUCAAGUUCUGUUUUUGUGGUGUUUUUUUUUUUUUUUUUUUUUUUUUUUUUUUUUUUGUAUUUAACCACUAAAAAUUGAACUUCUUUGUAGUAUGAAAGUACAUAGCUCCACCCUUCAUAAAAAACACUUGCUGAAUAAAUACAGUUGUGUUAUCAAAGAGAAUGGUUUGUAUAUUUGAGGUGGUAGUCAUGGAACAAAAAUAAAAUGUGAAAUUCUGGUUCUGUCAAGGUCCCUUAAAUUGCUAUAGACUUCUGUGUCACUGGACAUCACUUGAGAUAAUUUUUUUUUUUUAAAUAACUUUGUGUUCUCUACUGUGGGGAAAAGCAGAACAAGAAAAACCCUUCAUUGUUUCUUGUUCCCUUCCCACAUGCUUAAGAGACUAAAAGAAUGUAAAAUUCUUCAUUCUAAGUCUCAAAAUGUACAAGAAGGUGCAGCUCAGUAGAUCAGUGCAACGUGAGCAGCACUUGUCUUUCAUGAGAAUCACUUGAAACAGCUGAGUUGGUAGAAUGCAGAGCAGUGUCUGCCACAGUGCUGCCUGAUAAUGGAUUUCUUGAGCAAAGGUUAAGAGAUCCCUACGCAGUAAACUCUUUGUAGCUUCCAAAGCAAGCAUUUUGGCAAGCCCAGGUUUUCCCAGAGUGUAUGGAAUGAAGCCUCUGUAUGGAAUCAUUUGAACUGCCUUCCUAACUACUUGCAUGUACUGAGUGGGUACCUGAUUACUUGUUGCAUUACAGGAAAAGGAUGUGACAGCUCUCAAUCUUGUUUUGGUCUGAAUGGAAGUGGUUCUUUGUGUUUCCCAAAUACUUGGCUGGUGCUGUGGGGUUACUAUUAAGAUGUUGUGUCUUCCAGGUGUGUGACUCCUGUGAGCACUGACAUUUCAGGUGGUUGUGAUAUUUGUUAGUGUGAGUAUUAGUGGGUAUUUCAGCAAAUGCUUGUUUGCCAAACUUCUAUGCCUUUAGGAGUUAGGGGGUGAUAUACCUUGCAAAUACGUCUGAUUCCCACUUUUGUUUUCUAACUUGAGUGUAACUCCUGGGAUGAUAGCUUCCCUGUUGAUGACUUUUUUUAAGCAACCAAACUUUGCUGUAUGCAGACAGGAAUAAACCCAGAUUUUCAUGCUGAUUUCCCCUCUGAGGUUCUCUUGGCAAACCGUGUGUUUAACUUGUCACACAUACCUAAGUUAGCCUUAGUUUGCUGUGUGUUUUUUUCUUGUAAAUGCAGCUCCUUUUGUAAUGGGCUAAAAAUUCAGAAAUAAAAGAGCAACGAUUCUGAGAACAGGAAAUGGCUCCAUUUUUUGUCCUGUAUAUGCCUUUUCCAAGAUGUGUGAACUAGUCCUUCAGUGUCUCAAAAACAGAGGUACAAGGUUCACUUGAAUAGUUGCAAUGCUGUCUUAACUUUUAUCCCUUUAUGGAGGUAAUGUAAGAAUCUAGGUUUUGGAUUUUUAUGCUUAUACAGUUUAACUCUAUUUUUAAAAUAUUUUAACUAUAUAAGAUACAUUCAUACUAUUUUUUUCAGGUGAUGAAGUAUCAUGCUCCUUUUUAAUCUGUCAAGGGCAACUUGCAGAAAAAAUUAGGCAGUUUUAAAAAACUGUGUUACCUAAACUUUAGAUUCAGGGUGUGUGACAUUACUGAGUUAAAUCUGGGCUUCUUGAACAAUUGCAUGUAGCUGUACUAUCUUAACAAUGUACAUACAAAUACUUGUUAUGAACCCCAUGACUGAUAAAUAUUCAAGAUCUUUCCUGAUUGUGUGUAAACAUAUUCAAGUGAACCUUAGGCAUUUCUAAAACUCUUAAAGCUUUCUAAAUAAAGCACAUAAGACAAAAUUUUUGUUAUUUUCUGGAUGGCUUCUCUUUUACUGCUGAGAUUAAUUGUUUUAAAAAAAGAAGUGGCUAGAAAACACUUCUGUUGCAUUGAUAAGAAUUGGGGAUUUUUGAGGACUGAUGGCCUAAAGUAGAGUGGUUGUAUAGAGUAUACUGCAACUCAUCUUUAUUUUUAGGGCAGGAUUUACUGAAGAUUAAUCUCCUGAGUCCUUGAAUUGAUACAAACAUAUCCACUUGGAAACAAUUAAGUAUUCUUUUACUUAUAAGCCACAGUAAUUUCAGUUAUUCCAGGUGGAGUUUCAGUAUGUAUGUUUAUCACUUAUAUUCCCGGUGAGGCUGGAAAACUCCUCAUGAGAAGGUAAUUUCACUCAUCUGGCUUUUAAUUUUCAUGGCUAAGUUGGAAUGAUUUCAACUGGUAUCUUUCUUUUGAGAUAUUUGCAGAGUAAAUACAUAAGGAUUAUGAUACUAGGAUAGUUUUGGUUUCUACUGAGAACAAUAAAAUUCCUGAUCUCAUUUCAGUGAGUCAGUUUUAAAUAAUGAACUCAAAUUCACAUGUUAAAAGUAUACCCUUGAGUAGAUAUCUCUGUAAGUCUGGGGUGCCUGGGAUAAUAGCUGAUGAGCAGACUUCUACAAACAGAGGGUGGGCAGUUGUGGUGCAAUUAGCAAUUCCUAUAACCAGUACAGUCUUAAAAAGUGGACACCAAAGGACACGUUUUAUUUCUACAACAACUUCUUUGGCAUCAAUCUUUCUCCAGUAAAUGCAGAGUAGCAAAAUCAAAAUACUGACUUUAAAUAAUAAUUUCUAUUGCUGUACUGAUUGUCCCACAGGAACAGUAGUUCAAUACCUUAUAAAUUCUGUUACACUCAUGUAAGGGAAUGUGUCUGACAACUAUCUUGACUGGAGUGUUUUACCUUGGGGACUAUUAACAUCAAACUCUUAAACAAUUUUAAAGAUCCUAUUCCACCAGCAAUGAAUGAUUAAAACAUCAACUUUACACAAGUUUGUACCAAAUGUUAUUACAACAUGCUGUGGAACUAUGUGUGUACAGUGAAAGCAGGCAGUAUUAUUUUUGAGCUUUAUUUAGUCUAGGAAUAGAGUUUAAAGAACAUUACUUUGUGACUUCAGCCUUGCACUUACAUGGUAAAUGGUUUUGUACUUGAAUCCAAUAUUUGUUCAAAUGUCUGUCUUGUACUGCUUCUCCCAUAUUCUCUCUUGGUCAAUUUUAAUUUAAUGCAGAAUUCUUGUUUGCUGUUCUCCUGUUUCAUAGUCCUUCGCAUGAAAGUGUAUACAUCUUAUUUCAAAAGCCCCCUAACUUAUUUCAAAUUAUGUCCAACCUUACUGCUUUUUUGUACCAUUUCAUUUGUAAAUGUCAGUAAUUAAAUUGAUCAUUUACAAUGUCCUUGACGCUAUUAGCAAUGAAUUGGCCUAAGUUUCAGCUUCCUUGCUUCUAAGUGACUGUUCUAAAAUAUUACUAUGGGGAUACACUUUAAAUUUAUUUCCACAGAUAUGGUGUUAGAUGUUUUCUAAACUAGUGAUACCCUGUUUAUAAAUCUUAUGAAAGAUGUAUUGCUAUUGCAUAGUAUUGUACCUUAGUCUUGUUACUGUGUUUUUUUUGUUUUUUUUUUUUUUUUUUUUUUUUUUUUUUUUUAGUACUGUCUUGGCUGCUUUUGAAAUGUUUUGAAGUAGUAAUAAACUCUUAUUUUGUGAUUACUUUUUGCUUCGUUUUUAAUAUUUGAGUCCUCUCUGCUAUACAGGAAGCACAUUUUAAAGUGGUUCAAUUCACUGGAACUAUAAUUCUGCAACCUGUCUCUUCUACAAAGGAGUUUUUUAAAAAUCAGAAAUUAUUAAUUAAAAAAUCUUGUAUCGAUCAAAAUAAUUUUCUUUGGCUUAUGCAUCAGAGUAUU
Prinia subflava (tawny-flanked prinia) is the source of this 6001-nucleotide messenger RNA. Its product is annotated as soluble lamin-associated protein of 75 kDa-like. The transcript is spliced from 13 exons. The coding region runs from base 132 to 2144 and encodes 670 amino acids. NCBI's taxonomy places the organism in Eukaryota, Metazoa, Chordata, Aves, Passeriformes, Cisticolidae. The record is from RefSeq and is a predicted model, not a curated record.